Molecule: messenger RNA, 1527 nt
Organism: Phymastichus coffea
Lineage: Eukaryota; Metazoa; Arthropoda; Insecta; Hymenoptera; Eulophidae
Product: pre-mRNA-splicing factor RBM22
Exons: 3
Coding region: 114-1346 (410 amino acids)
Cellular component (GO): U2-type catalytic step 2 spliceosome; Prp19 complex; U2-type catalytic step 1 spliceosome
Molecular function (GO): metal ion binding; U6 snRNA binding; pre-mRNA binding
Source: RefSeq, a predicted model, not a curated record
GUGUAUUGACGUUGUUAUAAGUUAACUUGACGUUGAUGCUGUUGCGAAAACGAACAAUAUUAUGAUAAUAAAAUAAGAAUUUUUCAUUAAAUUGUCAAUUAAACGCAUUCAAGAUGGCUAUGUCAAAAACUACAAGUUUGUAUAAUAGACAGAAUUGGGAGGAUGCGGAAUUUCCCAUAUUAUGUCAGACAUGUUUAGGUGAUAAUCCAUACAUUCGAAUGACAAAAGAAAAGUUUGGCAAGGAAUGCAAAAUUUGUAUGCGCCCUUUUACUGUGUUCAGAUGGUGUCCAGGAGCAAGAAUGCGUUUCAAGAAGACUGAAGUCUGUCAGACUUGCAGUAGAUUGAAAAAUGUUUGUCAAACAUGUCUCUUGGAUUUGGAAUACGGAUUGCCAAUUCAAGUCAGAGAUGCUGCUCUGAAAAUCAAGGAUGAUAUCCCUCGAUCAGAUGUUAAUAAGGAAUAUUAUGUACAGAACAUCGAUAGUGAAAUUAAUAAAAUAGACCCUACACAACCUGCAGGUGCAGUUGGAAAGUCCAGUGCUGCAAGUGAUUUACUUAUGAAGCUUGCAAGAACAAGCCCGUAUUACAAGCGAAAUAGGCCACACAUAUGUAGUUUUUGGGUGAAAGGUGAAUGUAAAAGAGGUGAAGAGUGUCCCUAUAGACAUGAGAAGCCAACAGAUCCAGAUGAUCCUUUGGCUGAUCAAAAUAUUAAAGACAGAUAUUACGGUGUGAAUGAUCCGGUUGCUGACAAAUUAAUGAGAAGAGCAGCUGCAAUGCCUAAAUUAGAGCCCCCAGAAGACAAGUCUAUUACUACACUUUAUAUUGGCAAUCUAGGUGAAAUUAUCACUGAGAAAUCAUUAAGAGAUCAUUUCUAUCAAUAUGGUGAAAUCAGGUCUAUUACAAUGGUUCCAAGACAACAAUGUGCAUUCAUUCAGUAUACACAAAGGAAUGCAGCAGAAACAGCUGCAGAAAGGACUUUCAACAAGUUAAUCCUUGGUGGUAGACGAUUGACUAUCAAGUGGGGUAGAUCGCAAGGUAGACAAACGGUUUCAGCAGCUGAAGGAGUUAGAGAAGUAUUGGAGCCAGUUCCUGGAUUACCAGGUGCACUCCCACCACCACCAGAAAGUGUGACGAAUAACUUCUUCAAUUUGCCUGGUGUUAUGCCAGGUAUUAUACCUCCACCACCAAUGCCACCUGCGCCAUUCUUAUUUCCACCUAUGGCACCAUCUGCAGCUGCUCCAAUAUUCCCACCAGGCACUGCUCCAACAGCAAUACAUUAUCCAAGUCAAGAUCCCUCAAGAAUGGGAGCUUCUCAAGGAAUUGGAAAACCUUGGCCGGAAGAGAAUUAGAAAUUCAAGUAUUAGUUUAAGUUUGGACAAGAUAUUUUACUUCGAUUUUUCUACGUUCACUAUUGUACAAUUUACAAUUAGCUGAUCGUGUACUUUGGCAUUUUGAGAGAAAUAUGUACAUAAUUUAUGUUGAUUCUCCACUCUAUAAAGGUAAUAAAACAUACAUAUUUUAGCUUAUUAA